AACCAAUUUCUGCGGAGCGGUAAUAUGUCAGCGUCCAUGGACACACUGUGCAAAGUAAAGACUUGAUAAGUUGAUUGAGACUAUCGCAAUGCCUCUACUCACAACUAAGCAUUUGCGAUUGCCAUGGAUUAAGUGCCACUUGUCAUUACAGACGUGCUUAUACUGCGAUAAUGUUAAGGACAAGAAAAGUAAACCAACAGGAAACAAAUACAGGGACACCGUCUAUUUGCCAAAGACGGACUUUGUUUUGAGUCUGAAGAAGGCGGGAGAUGGGUUUAAAAAAUCGGAGUUAAGUGAACUUUAUAAGUGGCAGCAAAAUGAAAACAGAAACAAGCAAUUUAUUCUACAUGAUGGACCUCCAUAUGCAAAUGGCAAGCUACAUGUUGGACAUGCAAUUAAUAAGGUUCUAAAAGACAUAAUCAAUCGCUACAACUUGCUUCAAGGGUACAGAGUUCAUUAUGUUCCUGGAUGGGAUUGCCAUGGUCUGCCAAUAGAAUUGAAAGCUUUAAAAAAGAGCAAAAAACAGACACUCUCUGAUCAGUCCAUCCGAGCCAUGUCAAAGACAUUUGCCGAGGAGUCCAUACAAGUCCAGAAGGAGGGAUUCCAGGAGUAUGGGGUGAUGGCAGACUGGGAGGGGCAAUGUUACCGGACCAUGGACCCCCUUUAUGAGGCUCAACAGCUUGAUGUGUUUUAUGCCAUGUAUGAGAAGGAACUGAUAUAUCAAGGUUACAUGCCUGUGUAUUGGUCUCCAUCUUCAAGAACUGCUUUAGCAGAAGCAGAAUUAGAAUAUGACCCUGGUUUUGUCAGUAAGGCUGUGUACGUCAAAUUUCCAGUGACAGCAGACACGUUAGAGGCAUGUUUUUCUUUAAAUGAUGCUGAGAAAAGCCAAGUAUUUGCCUUGAUCUGGACCACAACCCCAUGGACCCUGCCCGCUAAUGAAGCCAUUUGUUUUGGAUCUGAUUUAACGUACUGUCUGGUGAAAAAUCUUUGUAAUGAUGAACUGUAUAUAUGUGGGAAAGAGUUUGUGGAUCAACUUCAUUCUAUUUUACCUGGAGAAUCAAAGAUUAUUCAAGAAAUAAAAGGAUCUGCUUUCAAAGACUUUAAAUAUAUAAAUCCAUUGAAACAAUUAAUGGAUCCUUCUAUGGAUGUACAAGAGUUACCUUUCUUGGAGGGAGAUCAUGUGACUGCCGAUGUAGGCACCGGAUUGGUCCAUACCGCCCCGGCUCACGGACAGGAAGAUUUUCAGAAGGGAAUGCAGUAUGGUCUCCCUGUGGACACUCUUGUUGAUGAGACAGGAAGAUACACAUCUGAAACAGGGCCACUUUUGGAAGGAAAAAGAGUUCAUGUGGAUGCAGAAGAUACAGUUAUUUCACUACUAAAAGAUCACAUCAUAUUACAAGAGAGCUAUAAACACAGUUAUCCCAUUGACUGGAGAACUAAGAAACCUGUUAUUUUACGGGCCUGUAAACAGUGGUUCAUAGAUACAAGCAAACUACAGCAACAAGCCAUGGAGUGUAUGAAAGAUAUCAAAGUCUAUCCAGAAUCACUGCGUCAAAACAUGGAUGCUCAGCUAAAGAGAAAGUACUGGUGCAUCUCCCGCCAGCGAGUCUGGGGUGUGCCGAUCCCCGUCUUUUAUCACCGCGACACUGAGGAAGUUCUCAUCAAUAGAGAGAUUUUUGAUCAUGUUCGAGAUCUAAUAUCAAAGCAUAGUUCAGACUGCUGGUGGAACAUGUCUGUUGAAGAACUGUUACCUCAGGAAAUUCUCUCUAGGAAUGGCCUUGGGAAUAGCAGUGACUACAGGAAAGGAAGUGACAUCAUUGACAUUUGGUUUGACAGUGGAACUUCCUGGGCAUCAGUUCUCUCAGAUGACAAGGUUGCUGAUGUGUAUCUGGAGGGUCUGGAUCAGUUCCGUGGAUGGUUCCAGUCCUCUCUACUGACUAGUGUGGCCUACAGAGGGAAAGCUCCAUUUAAGAAGUUAGUGGUCCAUGGUUUUGCAGUGGAUGAAGAAGGACACAAGAUGGCGAAGUCUGUAGGGAACGUGGUAGAUCCAGGGCAGAUCAUCAACGGACACAGUAAGGCAACUGGUAUCCCAUAUGGACUUGAUGUUCUAAGAUUGUGGGUGGCAAACUCUGGUCUGCAAACUAAGGUAGCCAUUGGCACCAACAUACUGGAUAUUCAUCAGGAGGAGCUGUUUCAGCUUCGGAAAAUGUUGCGCCAUCUCCUGGGAAGCCUGAGGGGAUUUGAUGUAAACAUUCUCCAGACAAACUACAGUGAUCUCCUGCCUCAGGACCAAUAUCUGCUGUCACUGCUCUACAGUUACGGAACCCAGGUGACUUCAAUGUAUGAAGAAUAUAGAUUUGGAAGAGUUUUGACACUUCUUCAGAAAUUUCUCAGUGAUCUUUCCAAGGUCUAUAUUACUAUAUCAAAAGACAGAUUGUACUGUGACAGUGUCCAGAGCCCCGGACACCGAUCCUCUCUGUUUGUCCUCUAUCACACUCUGGAAGUCCUGACUAAGUCCAUCGCCCCCAUACUACCAUCCCUGGCUGAGGAAGUCUACAAGUUUCACCCACAGAAAAAGACUUCACCAUUGUUUCACACCCUCUGGUACCAUCUAAAUCCUAAUUGGAAUAACCCAGACAUCGAAAAGCUGAUGUCUACAGCUUUCACCAUAAGGGACAAAAUGAAUGAAGUACUAGUAUCUGAACCAAUGGGAAAUUAUGAUGCUAUUGUAAUUGCCAAAUCUCAACUUUAUUCAGAACUAAAGAAACUACAGGAUGCUGAGACUAGCAUGGACUCCCCUCUGUGUGAAAUACUGCAGACAGCAUCAACCACACUGAAAUCUUCCCAGUCAGGGGAAGUCACUGCUGAUGAUAAGGACAUUGUAAUACAUGGUUCACACGCAGACACUCAAACUGAAUUUACAGUGAUACUGACAAAGGCUGGGGGCUCUAAAUGCGAUCGCUGUCGAAGAAAUACAGCCCAGAGCAAUGAAUUGUGCCAACGAUGUUAUGAUGUACUUUUACGAAAUAGUCAAUUAAGUCCAUAGUGUAAUAGGAUAAUAUAAAAACUAUACCGUAUUAAUAAAAACUAUUUUUCAUUAACAAUAAAGGUCUAAACAGUU
Messenger RNA from Magallana angulata, 3121 nucleotides. RefSeq names its product isoleucine--tRNA ligase, mitochondrial-like. The record is from RefSeq and is a predicted model, not a curated record. Lineage: Eukaryota; Metazoa; Mollusca; Bivalvia; Ostreida; Ostreidae. Gene Ontology annotation, cellular component: cytosol. Gene Ontology annotation, biological process: isoleucyl-tRNA aminoacylation. The transcript has 22 exons. Gene Ontology annotation, molecular function: isoleucine-tRNA ligase activity; aminoacyl-tRNA deacylase activity; ATP binding. Bases 89 to 3046 code for a protein of 985 amino acids.